AUGAAUCCUUAUAAAGAAAAUGCUAAAUUAUCUUUGGAUUAACUGAUAGAAAAGAGAGUAAGUCUAUAAUAUUAUUAAGUAAGUGUGGAACAGGUAGAUAUUAAAUUUUGGCCUUAUCUAUUUUGGUUUUUAUUGAUUUGAAUGAUGGAUGUGAGUUGAUAUUAAUGAGUUUUCUUAUGCCUAUAUUAAAAACUGAGUGGCAAUUAACAAGCAUGCAAAUCUAAAUCUUAACAAGCAUUUUUUAUUUGGGUAGAGUCUUCAAUUUCAAAAUAGACAAGGAAUGGUAUUAGGUUCUAUAUUGACUGGAUUUGUUGCAGAUAGAAAAGGAAGAUUGAGAUGUAUUUACUUAUCAUGCAUCAUAUAAUUUUUUAUGGCAAACAGCUUUUUGCUUUGUACAAAUUUUUAUCAUAUGAUUUUUGCAAGAUUAGGAUAUGGUUUUGUUUAUGGUAUUUAGUACAAUUAAUUGACAAGGAUUUUCAAUUCCUUUAACAACAACUAUGAUAUCUGAAAUUACUGCACCUGAUGUAAGAGGAAGAUUUUUAAUUGUUAUAAAUUUCUUUGUAUCAGUUGGCAAAAUUUAUGCAUUUUUAUUGGCAUUUUUAUGUUUAGAGAAUUUCAAUUAAGGACAUUGGAGAUUAAUGAUGAGUCUAAGUUCAACAACAUCUUUAAUAGUUGGUAUAUUGGCAUGGAUUUUUUUAAUGGAGAGUCCUAGAUAUUUAAUGGCUAGUGGUUAAGUAGUAGAGGGUUUAAAUAUUAUUGAAGAAAUUAUUCAUAAAAAUUAAAAUAAUAAAGGACUAAUAAGCAGACUAUUUAAAAGUGUAUAACCAGAAGUAUCUUCAGAUCCAUUUAAAGGAUCUAAGUAAAAUUAUCAAUUAUUAAUAUUAGAUAUGGAUAUAUAUCAGCAAAAGAAAGAAUAGCUAUUGAAAAAUGGGUAACUAAAGUAUUCCGUUGUGAAAAUAGAGGAACACUUAGAGAAUUGUUUAAUAAAAAUAAUAAAAGUACAACCAUAAGAUUGUGGAUAAUAUGGUUUUGUAUUAAUUUUGUAAUUUUUGAUAUAAUUAUAUUAGAUGUAUUUUGGAUAAUUACUGAUUUUACCAUUUAUUUUAGGAUCUAAAUAAAAAACAUUUGUAGACUAUUUAACAACUGUUUUAGGUGAAAUACCAUCAAUAAUUUUAUCAUUGUUAAUAGUAGAAAUACCUUUUUUAGGAAGAAGAAAUACAAUGGCAAUCUCAUUUUUUUGUGCAUCAAUAAUGCAUGUUUGGUCUUAUUAUGCUUCUUGGCCUUAUUUUUUUGCUCGAUUCUUUAUGAAAGAAAGUUGGGCUAUGCUUUAUCCAUAUUCUACUGAAAUAUUUCACACAUCAAAUAGAACUUUAGGAUUUGGUAGUAGUGCUGCUGUUGGAAGAAUAGGGGCUGCUAUCUCUCCUUAUAUUCUUAUACCUUUAUUUGAUUAAGAUACACAUUUACCAUUUCUAGCUUUUGCUGUUAGUUCUGUUAUUUCUUUGAUAUCUGCAAUCACAUUACCAUAUGAUACAGUUGGUAAAUCAUUAGAUUUUUAGAAGUAAAUAAAAUUUUAAUAUCUCUAGUUCUGAUGGAGAAGUUGAGAGUAAUAAAGAAGAUGAGAUUAAAGAAAUUAUGAUGGUUUUAAUUGAAAAAAAAAAUUAGAACUGA
Paramecium primaurelia is the source of this 1668-nucleotide messenger RNA. The record is from the annotation of a GenBank genome assembly. Lineage: Eukaryota; Ciliophora; Oligohymenophorea; Peniculida; Parameciidae.